ACACCGACUGGUCACACACACAGACACAUGUUACAUAGAUCCCUGAAGUACAUUCUUGUCCUUCAUUACUUCCAGCAUCUGCUAAUAACAAACAAUGAAACUAAAACUGAUUCCAACAGUUUUACUGAUCCUGUCAGUAACUUCAACUGCUGAUGACUAUGUUAGACCUCAGCCUAGAAAAACCUUACAUCUUCCAUGGCAUUCUAAACCCUCUUCUUAUCCUCAACAGGUACACAUUUCAUUGGCAGGAGACAAGCAUAUGAGGGUUACCUGGAUUACUGACGACAAAUCUGCACCUUCAGUUGUUGAAUACGGAACAUUGCCAGGGAAGUAUGACAAUGUAGCUGAAGGAGAGACAACCUCUUACAGUUACAUUUUCUACAGCUCAGGAAAGAUACACCAUACGGUAAUAGGUCCUUUAGAGCCGAACUCUGUUUACUUUUACCGAUGCGGUGGACUAGGUCCGGAGUUCGAGCUCAAAACACCACCAGCUCAAUUUCCAAUUAGUUUUGCUGUGGUUGGAGAUCUUGGCCAAACUGGUUGGACCAAAUCAACGUUAGAUCACAUCGACCAAUGCAAGUACGAUGUUAACCUGAUUCCUGGCGACCUUUCGUAUGCUGAUUAUAUCCAGCAUCGUUGGGACACGUUUGGUAGACUUGUGCAGCCACUUGCUAGUUCUAGACCAUGGAUGGUAACACAAGGGAAUCAUGAAGUAGAGCAUAUACCUUUGUUAAAGGAUGGAUUUAUAUCCUAUAAUUCGAGAUGGAAAAUGCCGUUUGAGGAAAGUGGAUCAAGCUCGAACCUCUAUUAUUCUUUUGAAGUUGCCGGUGCUCACAUUAUCAUGCUUGGUUCAUAUGAUGAUUAUGAUGUGUACUCAGAACAAUAUAAAUGGCUAAAGACAGAUCUGUCAAAGGUGGACAGGAAAAGGACACCUUGGUUGCUUGUCAUAUUUCAUGUCCCAUGGUAUAAUAGUAACACAGCUCAUCAAGGUGAAGGUGGUGAUAUGAUGGAAACCAUGGAGCCAUUGCUUUAUGCUGCUAGCGUAGAUUUAGUUUUUGCUGGUCAUGUCCACGCAUAUGAACGCUCGAAACGUGUAUAUAAUGGAAAAUUGGAUCCUUGUGGUGCUGUUCAUAUAACAAUCGGUGAUGGAGGGAACAAAGAAGGCUUAGCUCAUAAGUAUAUAGAUCCACAGCCGAAGUGGUCAGAGUUCCGUGAGGCCAGUUUCGGUCAUGGUGAGUUAAAGAUUGUAAAUUCAACGCAUGCCUUCUGGAGUUGGCACCGGAAUGACGAUGACGAGCCGGUAAAAUCUGAUGAUAUCUGGAUAACCUCUUUAGUUAACUCAGGAUGUGUUGCUCAGAAGAAAACUGAACUUGAGCAUGCACUUAUGACACCCUAAAAUCCCUUGAUCUUCUUUAUUUCUUCAACAAUGGUAUAGCAAAGAGUUUGGUUGGGAAUUCAAAUCAUGAAAGAAUUCCUAAGAUUAAUAUAUAGCAUUUAUAUCAGCUUGAGGUAUUAUAGUACUUUGAUAUAUGGUUCUUCCUAAGAUUGUUGGUUUCUGAAUAGAAAAGACAAAAGAGUGGUUGUUUGUGUAAUUAAUGGUAAAUGUCUUCCAUAUUUUGUAUUUCUAGACUGGAAUUUGCAUUUUAAAGUAAGGCCAUGCAAUGAUUAAUGACA
Medicago truncatula (barrel medic) is the source of this 1674-nucleotide messenger RNA. RefSeq names its product purple acid phosphatase 18. Gene Ontology annotation, molecular function: acid phosphatase activity; metal ion binding. The transcript is spliced from 5 exons. The record is from RefSeq and is a predicted model, not a curated record. Bases 95 to 1396 code for a protein of 433 amino acids. NCBI's taxonomy places the organism in Eukaryota, Viridiplantae, Streptophyta, Magnoliopsida, Fabales, Fabaceae.